AUUGGACAACGAAAACGGACUGAGACAAAGCCAGUAAAAUGUUCAGCUUGAUCGCUGCUAAAGUCUGAUGUCAUGACUAGCCGUAUUGUUGGUAUCGUGUAAGACGGCAAAGCUGAAGCAUACUUGCGAAAGCACUGCAAGAUAUUGGAGUUGCCGUAUACUAUGGGCCGGUCUCUCCAUUGAGCUUGAAAGACGUACUUAAGACUCGUGAACCCUCUCGAUUUAUUGUAGUUUAAAUAAAUUAAUACCUUUGAUAUUACAAGACAAUUUAAAGACUUCUACUCGUAAUAAGAUACCCUCCAAGUUAACUAUAUUCAAUACUCGAUAGAUCGAUACCUAACACGACUCGCAAAUCGUAAUGACUUCCUACACUACUCCCCAAGAAUCUGAACCUCAUCCACCAGGAUCCUUCCCCACAGACGACGUGAUUCCUACACAGGAUUCCAGCUUAACUUCCUCGAGCUCACACAACAAGCUGCACAAACGAGACGACCCAAGGGGUUGGAGUGAGGAAGAGAAGGCAGCGUGGGGACAUCAACACACGGACUCGGGUGUUGGUUUAACAGAUCCGACCCUGUCAUCAAACCCCCACACUCUUGACCGAGCAAGCGAUGGAGCUUUCCACUCGAACAAUACCACUCUACAGAACAAUGGCGUAGCACCAAGCACUGUUGCUAGUACUACAACGAGGUCGCCUAACUACCAAGGAAACGAGGGUAAACCUGGCGUUAUGACUGGCGCCUAUGGUCAUAACAAUGUUGAUAGCGGCAACAACUACUAUCCUAAGCCAACCACGGAGGAUACGUCUUCCCAAAAUCAAACCAACGCAAGGGGUGUCGAUGCUGUUGGAUCCGCACCAGGGAUAGCUACCGCUACUAAAUCAGGCAAUGCAGAACGAGAGCAAAUCCCUGAGGAUCGUAACACUAUUCAGAAUGGCUUACGUCAAACUAGCAAUGUUGAGCACGAUGAUCCAUAUUGGGGCAACAUUCCCCACGGUACCGGUGUCUAUAACACAGUUACUGGACAUGGUAGUUCUGAGACAGCCACCGACGGCUCCCUUCAUUCACAGGGCCUUCUAAGCCACGAGCAGCAGCGUGCAUUCCCACUUCAAACUUCCAACAAUGCUGCCCACGAUGAGACUGGCCAGCGCAACGGUUCACGGUUUAAGGAGAGCCUAGGCGAAUCCACUACGGGUGCAGCUGCAGGACUCACCACCUAUGAACUUGCUGAAAGGCGACGUGACCAUCAACAUGAGGACGAUUUGAAAGAGCCCACCUCCCGCAAGCACCACGAAGCAGAUACCAAAAAGGAGAGUAAGUUUGGUAGUUUGUUCCAUCGGGAUCACAAGGCUGAGAAGGAAACCAAGUCUGAGAAGCUCAAUGAACCAGUUCCUAGUAAAGAUGACAGACCGUUAAGAGAAAGGGACGCUGGCGUAGCCCUUGCCGCCGCUACUGGAGCAUAUGGUGCGAAGAAUCAGGCCGACAAGCAUGACAACAAAGCAAGAGAGUCCGAGCACGAUGUAGCAGAUAACAAGGCGAACGCACUUUAUCAGCAUCCUAACGAGAAAAUCAACUCGAAGGAUCCCUUUAUCGCCGCUGGAUACACGAAGACUGGCAACCAGGGUUCUACAAAGAUUACGAACAAUGCUUACCCCCCCUCUGAAGAUGUGACCACGAGAGGCAACCCCUAUAGCUCUCAGACUACAGAGAAGCCUAACGAACGGAAUGAUUCGAAACUUGGCUACGGCCUCGCAGCCGCUGGCGUGGGAGCCGGUGCUGGCUAUGCUGCCCACGAGCAUGCCAACAGAGAUAGCGAGAAGAAUAAGGUGCAUCCCAACCAACAAGCAUUCCACGAUUCAACGACGGCGUCAAAGGCAAUCACGCAACCAUUGGACGCAGGUUACACUAUCGGCAAGCCUCAACUCGCAGUGUUCCCUGGCACCGGAAAGACCACCGCCCCCUAUGAAAAUACACAGGGUCUAUCCCAGUCAGGCUCCAGCGCUAGCCGCUCCCUCGAUGAUUCUAGCCGCCACGGCGAGUAUAACGUCCUGCAGGGCGGUCCUCCUUCCGGUGCUAACGUCGGAGAUCAUCAUUACGGUGACAAGAAGAACGUGAUAGCUUCGUCGUCACCGAAUGCUACACGCGACGCCGUGACGAACGAUAACCACACUGGUGCUAAGGCGGCGGCUGCUGGUGCUGGUGCUGGUGCUGCUGGUGCCGGCGCUGCUGCUCACUACACUGGCAAACGUAAUAGCAACUCUACUAGCAACACUUCAUCCGCACCGUAUGAGGUCUCCGGCGCCAAUGGUCGUGCACCUACGGACUCUACCCACGGCAGCACUUACAAGGCCUCCCCAACCCACACUCCCUCCGGUACGAAUGCCGACGACGGCCAACAAUAUAAUAAGCACAAUGCCGCCACGCCGUCUCCUACUAGUGCCACACGAGGCACUGUAGAUGACAACAACCACAGCCGUGCCAAAGCUGCUACCGGAGCCGCCGGUGUAAUCGGCGCUGUAGCCACUGCCAAGCACCACUCCCAGCGCAACACCAACGAUCCCACCGCCGUCCCGUCCACCACCACUCGCGACCACCAGUCUUCCACCACUAGCUCCAGCAACCGUGCGUCGAGCGACUCCAGCCACGGCGGACAAUACAACGUCCUCCCAUCCGGCACGCCUUCAGGCAUCAACAUCAGCGAGCGCGACGACCUCAGCCGCAAGAGCCUAGACGACACUGCUAGCAAGACCAAGACACCCGCAACCGCAGCUCAUCCCACCGCUACGAGUGCGAUCCCCGCUUCGAAGAAGGAUGUUGCUGGUACGUCGGCGGGUGUCCCUGCCGGUCUAAACCCCGCAGACAAGGUGCUGCAUCGGUGCAGGAAGUGCGGCGAGGAGAAUGAUAUCACGGGGUAUUUCCGCGCAUGAGGCAGGACGGUAAUUGUGGGUGAGGGAGAAUGAUGGAUACAUACGAAUUAUGAGAUAGUACCGGGACUGAGACUGGGAUUAGGGAAUGAAUUUAAUAAGACACCAGUCAAGAUUGGAAACUAUGGGUAUGUGCUUAUGAGGUUUGGCUGUAACGAGAAUACGAAAGUAAUAAUAUGAUAUAUUAGGAUCAACUACAGUUAGUUAAUAAUACUGUGAAGAUGUAUCGUUUUUUACAGUAGCGAUUUCAAGAUGAAAUAAUUUGUAUACCCUGUCUGAUAUUGGCAACAAAAGACGCAUACCGUCGGAUUAAUGACAUUAUAUAACCAAACCCAGUAUACACUUGAACUAAGUAAAUGCUACCAAGUCGUGAAUACUAGUUCGUCGCUGAUCGCUUUAUUCCGUAUCGAAGUCUGCUUGACCCUGAUUGACCACGUAUCUAUCGUAUAGAUAUAGUAUACCGGUGAUCUGUUUUUGAGAUUCUAACGACGCUAUCUCUGAUUAAACUGAAAUUCGACGAUGUUG
Molecule: messenger RNA, 3448 nt
Organism: Daldinia decipiens
Lineage: Eukaryota; Fungi; Ascomycota; Sordariomycetes; Xylariales; Hypoxylaceae
Exons: 1
Coding region: 359-2926 (855 amino acids)
Source: RefSeq, a predicted model, not a curated record